Drosophila santomea is the source of this 3474-nucleotide messenger RNA. RefSeq names its product calphotin. The coding region runs from base 245 to 3001 and encodes 918 amino acids. The transcript has 3 exons. The record is from RefSeq and is a predicted model, not a curated record. NCBI's taxonomy places the organism in Eukaryota, Metazoa, Arthropoda, Insecta, Diptera, Drosophilidae.
UCAACGGGCCAGUUAAACACCGUGUUUCUCAUCGGCAAGUCGGUCGCUGUUAAAAAAUAUUCAACAAAUUUAAUUGGUUGGUACUAUUACAAAUAUUCAAAAAGGAUAGAGAUACCUAAGAUUGUCUGCUGACCAUGAAAAUCUGGCCAUGAAACAUUUUUUCAACUAGGCAUUGGACAAGGUUAAGCCCGACGAAAAGGCACGAACAGAUUAACUUUUAUGUGAAAGUGGGCCAUAGAUAGACAUGGAACCUGGAACGACUCCAUCGCCUGUUGCAGCCCCGGUUUCUGCGCCUGUGGCGCCAUCAGCAGUGGCUACCUCUGUCCAAGCUGUUAGCCCCGCGGCAGUGGCUCCCGCACCAGCGCCACCGAUUGCUGUCACUCCAGUGGCUGCCCCAUCCCCUGUUGCAAGUGUGCAACCGGCAACAGCUACUGUUCCUGAUGCUCCUGCUCCAGCUCCAAUUGCUGCCGCAGCAGUCGCUCCUGUCGCAUCUGCGGCGCCUCCAGUUGUUGUCGCAACUCCGCCAGCAGCAAGUCCAGUUGUAGCACUACCCAUUGCUGUUGCCCAGAUUCCAGUUGCUGUUUCAGCACCGGUGGCACCACCCGUUGUUGCAACACCCACUCCUGUUGCCCCAACUCCUGUUGCUGCGCCUGUGAUAGCAACACCACCUGUUGCUGCCGCAGCUCCUACUCCGGCUGCUAUUUCGACACCCGUGGCGCCUCCAGUUGUUGCGACUCCUGUAGUUGCUCCUGUGAUCGACACACCAGCCGUUGUUGCUGCUAACACCACGGUUCCCGUUGCAACACCUAUUGCUGCAGCACCAUCCCCGCCAGUAGCCCCAGCAGCUGUUCCUGUUGUUGAUCCAGUUGUUGCGCCAGCCGUUGCUGCUGCUGCUGCUCCCGUCGUAGCAGAGACUCCAGCUCCAGCGAUCGCCUCACCUCCUCCAGCUGAGACUCCGGUUGCAGCCGUACCAGAUUCCGUUGUUCCUGUCAUCCCCGAGGUUCCAGCUCCGAUUGUCGCAGCACCAUCCGUUGCUGUUCCCGAGACUUCGGUCGCCGCAACUCCCAUCGUGGCAGCGACGCCUAUAGCUACUGCUGAGCCAGUGGCCGCUCCACCAACCGCUACUGAAAUCCCAGUCGCCGCUCCGACUGCAGCUUCGCCGCCUGUGCCUGUGCCUGUAGCACCACCUGUGGAGGCUGCAGUGGUGGCUCCUGUGAGCACUUUGACAGAUGCUCCGGUUGCUACUGCAGCCACUGUACCAGAAACCCCUGCCGUUGUCUCAGUCGUUUCCGAGUCUCCAGUUGCUGCGGAUCCUGUUGUAGCUACACCUACUCCUGCCUCGGAGCCCGAACCCAUUGCACCACCUGCAGAAGCCCCAGAAGUUGCUCCAGUGAUCGCUGCAUCACCGGUUGCUGCUGCUGAAAUAACUCCACCAGUUGCGCCUCCUGUGGCCGCAGAAACAAUACCAGCUCCAGUCGUUGCCGCGACACCAGCUCCUGCGGCACCAGCACCAGCUGCAACGGAGCCUGAGGUCAUUGCACCUGCUGUUUCCGAAGUAGCUCCAGUGAUCGCUCCACCACCCGUUGCUACUGCUGUUGCUGAAACUCCUAUAGAUGAAACGCCUCCUGUUGUCCCUCCCGUGGCUGCGGAACCCGUACCAGCUGCAGUCGCUGCCGAGACUCCAGCUCCUGAGACCCCAGCACCAGUUGCAACAGAACCAGUGACCACUGCGUCAACAGAUACACCAGAAGUUGCUCCUGUGAUCGCAGCACCCGCUGAGGUACCAGCUGAAGCUCCGGCUGCCGCAGCUCCCAUCCCCGUGCCUACGGAAUCUAUCGAUGUUUCUGUACCAUCAGAAGCCGUCGUGGAAGCCACGCAGCCAGUUGCAACGCCUGCCGAAGUCACAACAGAAGUUACAGUUGCAGACCCUGCUGCUGCAGCAUUAAUUACCGAGCCAGUGGACCCAGCUGUUCCGUAUUCGGUUGAACAAAUUACUUCUGUUGAAAUCUCCGCAGAACCAACAUCUUCAGCCGUACCAGAAAUCCCAUUACCACCGCCAACUGAAGCAGUCGCUUCUCCAGAAGUUGCUCUCGUUGCAGAUCCAGCUUCAGUGCCCAUACCCGAACCAAGCCCAGCGAUUCCUGCAGAACCGAUACCUGCGGAGACGCCAGUCGCUAUUCAGGAACCGGGGGUUGCCGUAGAAGAGCCGGUAAUACAAACUCCAACACAGAUUCCAGAAACUGCUGCUGAGAUUCCCGAACCUGUACCGGAAAAAGUUCUGGCUCCUGUCACAGCUGACGCUCCUUCCACAACUCCGGAACCAGAUGUAGUCGCCAUCAAUGACGCUCCUCCAGCAACCGAAAUCACCACACCCGUUGUUGAAAACGUUCCAGCGGAAUCAAAUGUGGAAUCAGCCAUGCCAGUGACUGAACCACCGGUUGCGCAAGAGAUUCCUGCAGCCGAAAUUCCAGAGACGGUGACAAAGCCAGUGGAGGUUGUGGUUGAACAGAGCACCAUCCCUAUACAGGCAGCAGUCUCGGAAGAGGUUUCAAAGUCUGCUGAAGAAGAGGUUCUUCCCAUUGAGCCAUCUCCAGCUGCAAUAGAGGAAUCUCCAGCUGCUGCCGAAGCUGUUCAAUCUUCUCCGGAACCAGUGAUUUCCGAAACGCCAGCUGCCGAAGAACCAAUUACGACAGAGGAAACCCCAGUAAAUAUUACUGUGGGAACGUCUGAAGAUGUACCCACAAUUUCGGAGAUACCAGUGGAAGAGGUUUCCACUGCGGAAAUCCCCGAACAGUCAUCGUCACCCCCAGAUUCCGUACCCGUGGCAAAGAUAACUCCUUUGCUUAGAGAACUCCAGACCACCGAUGUUUCGCUAUUGGCCAUUGCCGCCACACUGGAUGCCAUUGGAGAAAAGCUAAAGGACCAAAAGGCCAGAAAUCAGCAAGUAAUGGACAGACUCUGCGAAAUCGAGAAAAUUCUUGGCCCUCCCAAAUCCAAUUAGCUCAAGUUUGAUUGUAAAAGCCUAGAUCAAUUUAAAAGUAAAUUCAAAUAUGAUACUAAUAUCUUAAUGUCUACUAAAGGUAUAAUGGGGUUAAAAGAGCCAAUGCAAGCUAGGUUGUCCCAAAUUGUUCCGUGCAAAAUUAAUGUAGCCAAAACAAAUCUACCACUUCCACUUUUUGGACAUAUCAGCAUGGCUGGUUCGAAAACCCCAGCCACAGAACCUAAUUUGCAAGCGCGUCGAAAAUUUUCACGUGGGAAAUUAGCAUUCCAAAAGGGAGUGGGACAUAAAUUCAAACGAAUGCAAAAGGAGAAAAUUAAUGAACAUUCCCCCCACUUUGUCAGCGAAAAAACAACAUAAAUUAGAGUUACCUCUCUGCUUUUGAACCGAGAAAGCUGGCGACUUCUGAUAAUUGGAAAUUUAUCAAUGAAUAAUUUAAUUUUGUGCUCCUGCUUACACUUCCUUAAAAGCUUAAA